AUGACCAGCAAAGGGGUAUUGGAGCCGGCGCCGGUGUCGCCCCUCGAGAUUGUCGAGAGCCACAAGCCCGGCUUCGACGAGAAGCAUGACCCCGUGACCGUUGAUGACGGGCUUCACCCGACGGACACCAACGUCGAAGACACGCUCAAUGUCACCGAGGGCGAUCUAGCCGAAGCCAAGGCACUGGCCGGCCAGAUGACGCUGGAGGAAGUUCGGGUGAGGCUCUUAUCGGCUCUCUCGGCCCUCCUCCCUCGUCGAUUGCUGCCCACUCACACCGCAGACAACCAAUACGUGUUCGACGAGCCCGAGAAGCACGCCGACCUCAUCUACGAGAUGAAGGUCGAGGCCGCCCUCAUCACCAACAACAGCCCCUACGCGGAGGUGCGCGCCGUCGUCAGCAACCAGGACGACACCACGACGCCCGUGUCGACGAUCCGCGCGUGGGUCAUUGGCAUCGGCUUCUCGGUGCUGCUGGCCUUUAUCAACCAGCUCUUCUCCAUCCGCCAGCCCCAGAUUACCGUCCUCAACAACGUCGCCCAGCUGCUGUCGUUUCCCAUUGGCAAGCUGUGGGAAAAGACCGUGCCGGACUGGGGCGUCAUGCUGCCCGCGCUCCUGGUCGGCCGCGACGUGGCCGGCACCCCGGCGGCGCGUCUGUCGCUGAACCCGGGCCCCUUCAACAAGAAGGAGCACAUGCUCAUCACCAUCAUGGCCAGCGUCGCCUACAACACGCCCUACACGGACAACAUCAUCUGGACGCAGUACAUGCCGCAGUACUUCAACCAGGCCUUUGCCGGCCAGUUCAGCUACCAGAUCCUCAUGGCCCUGUCGACCAGCCUCAUCGGCUACGGCCUGGCCGGCCUGGCGCGCCGCUUCCUGGUCUACCCGGCCUACUGCGUGUGGCCGACCAGCCUGGUCACCAUUGCCCUCAACGAGGCGUUCCACUCCGACGAUGCCGGCCCCGUGACCACGCCGUGGCGCUCGGUGUGGCGCGCCUCGCGCAUCAAGUUUUUCCUCAUCACGUUUGGCCUCAUGUUUGUCUGGUUCUGGUUCCCCAACUACAUCUUCACUGCCCUCAGCACCUUUAGCUGGAUGACGUGGAUCGCGCCCGACAACCUGAACCUGAAUGCCUGGGCCGGCGGCAACCGCGGCCUGGGCCUCAACCCCGUGCCGACGUUCGACUGGAACAUUGUGACCUUUAUGUACGACCCGCUGAUGGUGCCCUUCUUCUCGACCAUCAACUCGUUUGCGGGCGCCCUGCUCGGUUGCCUCAUCAUCGGGGCCGUCUGGUACGGCAACGGCUACCACACGAGCUACCUGCCCAUCAACUCCAACCGCCUCUUUGACAACACGGGCAAGCUCUACAACAUCUCGCGCAUCGUCGACGACCGCCAGAUCUUCUCGCAGGCCCGCUACGACGCGUACUCGCCCGCCUACCUGGCCGCCGGCAAUCUGGUCGUCUACGUCUUCUUCUUUGCCAUCUACCCGGCCACGCUCGUCUACAUCGGCCUCAACCACCGCUACGAGUUUGUCAUGGGCAUGAAGAACGUCUUUGCGCACGCCAGGCGCAUCGUCCGCCGCCUCUACUCGCGCGAGGCCCGCGCCGCGUACCGCAAGCAGCGCGCCAACAGGGGCCACGGGGGCAACGGCGGCGUCGUCGUCCAGGACGACGGCGGCAGCAACGCCUCCAGCACGUACCAGGACGUGCACAACCGCCUCAUGGCCGCGUACCCCGAAGUGUCCGAGCUCUGGUACAUGGCCGUGCUGCUGGCCGCCGUGGCCUUUGGCGUCGCCGGCAUCGCCGGGUGGCAGACGUACACGACGCCCGGGGUCGUCUUCUACGGCAUCGUGCUGUGCGUCGUCUUUGUCAUCCCCGUCGGCAUCGUCAAGGCCAUGACGGGCAUCGAGGUCACGCUCAACGUGCUGGCCGAGUUCAUCGGCGGCAGUUGGUCCGGCGGCAACGCCCUGGCCAUGAACUACUUCAAGGCCUACGGCUACGUCACCUGCGCCUCCGCCCUGCGCUUCUCGGGCGACCUCAAGCUCGCCCACUACCUCAAGAUCCCGCCGCGCUACACCUUCAGCGCCCAGCUCGUCGCCACCGUCGUCUCGUGCCUCGUGUGCACCGGCGUCCUCAACUUCCAGAUGAACAAGAUCCCCCACGUCUGCACCGAGGCCGCCCCCAACAAGAUGACCUGCCCCGGCAUCAACACCUUCUUCACCGCCGCCGUCCUCUGGGGCACCAUCGGGCCCCAGCGCGUCUUUGGCCGCGGAGGCCAGUACACCGCCAUGCUCGUCGGCUUCCCCCUCGGCGCCCUCGUCCCCGUCCUCUUCUGGUGGGUCCAGCGCACGCUGCGCGCCCGCGACGAGGCCCGCGACGUCGACGCCCAGACCGGCCAGCUUCGCGCGUCCAGCGACGGCGCCGUCGCCGGCCGCAAGGCCACCGUCGUCCGCUGGGCCCGCCAAGCCCAUCCCAUUGCCUUUCUGGCCGGUGCCCUCAACCUGACCCCCUACAACAUGAUGUACACCUGGCCGACGGUCCCCGUCAGCUUCGUGUCGUGGAUCGUCGUCCGCCAGCGCUUCCUCGCCUUCUGGUCGCGCUACAACUACGUCCUCAGCGCGAGCUUCAGCUCCGGCGUCGCCGUGGCCGGCAUCGUCAUGUUCUUUGCGCUGCAGUACAACGACAUUCAACUCGACUGGUGGGGCAACAACGUGGUCGCCAUGGGCUGCGAGGCCACGUCGUGCGUUCUGAAGCAUCUGGCCCCGGGCGAGCACUUUGGUCCUGACGUCGGCGAUUUCCAUUAG
Messenger RNA from Sporothrix schenckii 1099-18, 2799 nucleotides. RefSeq lists its product as uncharacterized. Gene Ontology annotation, biological process: transmembrane transport. The record is from RefSeq and is a predicted model, not a curated record. NCBI's taxonomy places the organism in Eukaryota, Fungi, Ascomycota, Sordariomycetes, Ophiostomatales, Ophiostomataceae. The transcript is spliced from 4 exons. Gene Ontology annotation, molecular function: oligopeptide transmembrane transporter activity. The coding region runs from base 1 to 2799 and encodes 932 amino acids.